This is a messenger RNA of Syngnathoides biaculeatus (alligator pipefish), 6295 nucleotides long. It is a transcript of the gene fmnl2a, whose product is annotated as formin-like 2a. The coding region runs from base 810 to 4094 and encodes 1094 amino acids. The transcript is spliced from 28 exons. The record is from RefSeq and is a predicted model, not a curated record. Gene Ontology annotation, molecular function: small GTPase binding; actin filament binding. Gene Ontology annotation, cellular component: cytosol. Gene Ontology annotation, biological process: cortical actin cytoskeleton organization; cell migration; regulation of cell shape. NCBI's taxonomy places the organism in Eukaryota, Metazoa, Chordata, Actinopteri, Syngnathiformes, Syngnathidae.
ACGAAUUUCGCUUAGCAACAAGUAGCCGGGGUCCCUCUGUUACGUCACAGCAAAGUAACCAGGCGCUUUGUUAACUGAACGACUUUGAUGCGUUUAUGACGUACGUGCGUGCGUUGGUCUCCGAGAGACAACUUAAACGUUAACAAGGGGCUUCAAAAUGUUAACAAAGAGUAUAUCUUCGUCAGAAAAAGAGCUGACACCCCCGUUGUUUUCGGGGACUCAAAGUACCACAAUGCAGUCGAAUUAAUGUCGUCUACUUGGCUACGGCUUCAGCGGAGCAACGCCCCGGAGGAAACGAAGGCGAAGAGAGGCUUGGCCCGAUUGAAAGGAGUCGUCGCGGGGCGGAGACGAACGUGUGUGUCUUCUCGGCUAAGGAGGGAUUAGUUAAUGAGCACACACAUCAUCUCGUCGUCGGGACGACUCUGCGACGUGGAAAGUAAGUGCAAAGCGUGAGUCAUGCACCUCGUCACACUCGCCGACUGGAAGCGCGCUCGAAAUUGGGCGAAAUUCGGAUAACAGCGAGAGAAGUUUCCAGACCAGCAGCAGCACCUCCGCCGCGACCCCCGCCUCUCCUUUGCAUUGUGCUGCCGGGACUAUGAGUCCACGCCAGGGGCUCGCAGCUCUCCGCAGCCCCCCCUCAUCACUCUUCACAUGUGCUCAAUAUGUUCAAGAAGUGAACACGGGAAAGGAUUAAAACCUUUUUUUUCCCCUUUUUUUUAAAAAAAAACACUUGCGGAUAUAUUUUUUUUAAUUUGUAGGUUGAACUAAAAAAAAAAAAAAACGACCAAGAGUUUUUGCUCCAACUCAACAUGGGGAACGCAGGGAGCAUGGACCAGCACACGGACCUCAGGGGCCACAACAUGCCCCUGAAACUACCCAUGCCCGACCCGGGGGAACUGGAGGAAAGAUUCGCUAUCGUUUUGAACUCAAUGAAUCUUCCCCCAGACAAAGCCCGCCUGUUGCGGCAGUACGACAACGAGAAGAAGUGGGAGCUCAUCUGCGAUCAGGAGCGAUUCCAAGUGAAAAACCCCCCUCACACAUACAUCCAAAAGCUAAGGAGUUAUCUUGACCCGGCAGUGACAAGAAAGAAAUUCCGCCGAAGAGUUCAGGAGUCCACCCAAGUCCUGAGAGAACUGGAAAUUUCAUUGCGGACCAAUCAUAUAGGGUGGGUGAGGGAGUUCCUGAAUGAAGAAAAUAAAGGCCUGGAUGUGCUUGUGGAAUAUCUUUCCUUUGCACAGUAUGCUGUCACGUUUGAUGGCGACUGCAUGGAAAACAGUCCAGAGGCCCUGCUGGACAAGUCCAAACCUUGGAGUCGCUCCAUCGAGGACCUGCACGGAGGAAAUACGCUGUCGUCCCCCCUUAGCGGCAAUGGCAUCACUCGGGCAAGCCGGCACUCAACAUUACGGUCACCAAGCUCACUCAACUGCCCAAAGUGUUCUCAAAUAAGACGUUGUAAUACUUUACCCAGCCGGAGGACGCUGAAGAACUCCAGACUGGUCUGCAAGAAAGACGAUGUCCACGUCUGCAUCAUGUGCCUCCGUGCCAUCAUGAACUAUCAGUAUGGCUUCAACAUGGUCAUGUCCCACCUAAAUGCUGUGAAUGAAAUAGCACUCAGUCUCAACAAUAAAAAUCCAAGAACCAAAGCUCUGGUCUUGGAGCUCCUGGCGGCGGUUUGUCUUGUGAGGGGAGGCCAUGAAAUCAUCCUGUCCGCAUUUGACAACUUCAAGGAGGUUUGUAUGGAGGAGCAGCGGUUUGAGAGGCUAAUGGAGUAUUUCAAAAACGAAGACAACAACAUUGAUUUCAUGGUGGCCUGCAUGCAGUUCAUCAACAUUGUCGUGCACUCGGUGGAGGACAUGAACUUCCGGGUUCAUCUGCAGUACGACUUCACCAAGCUGUCUUUGGACGAAUUCUUAGAUAAAGUCAAGCACACAGAAAGCGAUAAGCUGCAGGUUCAGAUCCAGGCCUACUUGGACAACGUAUUUGACGUCGGGGCCCUCCUGGAGGAUGCAGAGACCAAAAACGCCGCCCUGGAGCGUGUGGAGGAGCUGGAAGAGAACAUGUCACAUUUGACGGAGAAGCUGCUGGAUGCUGAAAAUGAAGCCAUGGCCAAGAUAGUGGAGCUGGAGAAGCAACUCAUGCAGACAAACAAGGAUCUAGAAGGCAUGAAGGAAGCCUACAAAGACACCAGUGGGAAGGUCCACUCACUACGGCAGAUCUUGAAGGAGAAAGAUGAGGCCAUCCAGCGGCAAAGUCACCUGGAGAAGAAGAUCCAUGAGCUGGAGAAGCAGGGCACCAUCAGGAUCCACAAAAAGGGAAAUGGCGACAUCUGCAUCCUUCCGUCGUCGCCUGGCGGCGUGGAAGGCUUGAUGGGCGCCCCCGUGAGUGGAAACGGCGUGGGCGUUCACAGUCCGGGCGCUGCGGGGGGAGUUGCAGGUGCCCCUGCGGCUCCACCACCGCCACCGCUGCCAGGGAGUAACUCAUUGCCAAACGGACCGUCGUCGUCCACUCCUGCACCUGCUCCUCCGCCACCACCGCCUCCUCCUCCCCCACCACCGCCUCCUCCUCCCCCACUUCCAGCUUCCGCCUCAGAGAUGUUAGCUCCCCCGCCGCCUCCCGCUGCUCCUCCACUACCUGGCUGCGGGACCCCCACUGUUAUCAUGAACUCAGGUUUAGCAGCUGUUAAGAUCAAGAAACCCAUCAAAACCAAGUUCCGCAUGCCCGUCUUCAACUGGGUAGCCCUGAAACCCAAUCAGAUCAACGGGACCGUCUUCAACGAGAUUGAUGACGAGAGGAUACUUGAGGACCUGAAUGUGGAUGAGUUUGAGGAAAUGUUUAAGACAAAGGCCCAGGGCCAGGCGGUGGAGCUGACCAUGAACAAGCAGAUCAUUCAGAAGGGACCCAACAAGGUGACGCUGCUGGACUCCAACAGGGCAAAGAAUUUGGCCAUUACAUUGAGGAAAGUGGGGAAGACGCCAGAGGAGAUCUGCAAGGCCAUUCAACUCUUCGACCUGCGUACUCUGCCAGUGGACUUUGUGGAAUGCCUCAUGCGCUUCCAGCCCACUGAGAAUGAGGUGAAGACCUUGCGUCAGUUCGAGAAGGAGCGCAAGCCACUGGAAAGCCUGACGGACGAGGACCGCUUCAUGAUGCAGUUCAGCAAGAUCGAGCGGCUCAUGCAGAAGAUGACCAUCAUGGCCUUCAUCGGAAACUUCACGGAGAGCAUACAGAUGCUCACGCCGCAACUGCAUGCAGUUAUAGCAGCAUCAGUCUCCAUCAAGUCAUCGCAGAAGCUGAAGAAAAUUCUAGAGAUUAUUUUAGCACUCGGAAACUACAUGAACAGCAGCAAAAGAGGAGCGGUUUAUGGAUUCAAGCUGCAAAGUUUGGACUUGCUACUCGAUACCAAGUCGACGGACCGCAAGAUAACGCUGUUGCACUACAUUGCUAACGUGGUGAAGGAGAAAUACACGCAGGUCUCCUUCUUCUACAACGAGCUGCACUACGUGGAGAAAGCAGCAGCAGUGUCGCUAGACAACGUCCUGCUGGAUGUGAAGGAGCUGCAGAGAGGCAUGGAGCUGACCAAGCGGGAGUACAGCAUGCACGGCCACAACACCAUGCUCAAGGACUUCAUCACGCACAACGAGAGCAAGCUGAAGAAGCUGCAGGACGACGCCAAGAUCGCGCAGGAUGCCUUCGAUGAGGCUGUGAAGUUCUACGGGGAGAGUUCAAAAACCACACCGCCCUCUGUCUUCUUCCCUGUGUUUGUCCGCUUUGUCAAAGCCUACAGGCAAGCCGAAGAGGACAAUGAGCAUCGAAAGAGGCAGCAGCAGCUUCUGAUGGAGAAACUUCUUGAACAAGAGGCUCUGAGGGAGGAAGAACAGAAGUCACCGUCCCAUAAGAACAAAAGGCAACAGCAGGAGCUGAUCCAGGAACUGCGGAAAAAGCAAGUUAAAGACAGCCGCCACGUCUACGAAGGCAAAGACGGCGCCAUUGAGGACAUCAUCACAGUGCUGAAGACGGUCCCCUUUACCGCCCGCACCGCCAAGCGUGGCUCUCGGUUCUUCUGCGAGCCCGCCCUCAAUGAGGAGUACCAUUACUAAGCUUGUAGAACGCUCGCACGCAAACAACAAGAUCUUCGGAAUCAGCCUUACAGGCGAGCGGACGCCGUGCGGCGAAGUGUGCGGAGGCGCUUCGACGACCAGAACCUGCGACCGCUCAACAACGGCGAGGUGGUCGUGUGACAGACGGACGACAAAACGGGGAACCGGCACGUGUGAGGGAGGACAAAGGGCGGAUCUACAACUCCUUGUUUCAGCAUUUCAACUUUUCAUGGGUUCUAAGCAUUUAUUCCACGUCCAAUUUGCGUGGACAAAGAACGCAAUAGUACCUUUUUGACCUUAAGAUGACUCUCAAGGAAAUGGGAAAAAGCGCCGUUUGAGCAUUAGGCACUAGACGGAAGGAUGGAAUGUUGCCAGCAGGUUUAGGAUUAUAUCGAUGUCAUUAACAUGGGAAGAACGUUAACCUGUGAUAAAUACACUAUAGACUCUGUAGAAAUAUAGAUAAAAAUGACCUGCAUUGACUUUUUUUAUUUUUAUUUUAGAAACAAGUGCCUAAACUUCCAGUUUGUCUCAUUUUUGUUGUCACUUCCUAACAUCAGUUUGAAAGCCGCGGACGGGAAAGAAGGAGAAUGUACGAGACAUAUUUGCUGUUCAAAAACUCCCAUCGAUGAUUUAAGAACAGAAACGCAAUUUUUGGCAGUUAAGCGCAGAAAUUGAAUGUUGAAAGGUGAACGCUGCUCCACGUGCAGUAAGGGAGGCGAAAAUGAAAUUUUUGUUGGGUUUAAGUCAAAACCAGAAAUGACGGGAUAUGAAGAAAAACAGCAUGUCAAGCAAGAAAGGCAGAUGGAGUUUGUCUGCAAAAAUCAAUCUAUAUAAAUAAAUAAUAUACAAAACUUGGCUUUGGGGAGGCCUUCAAAAAUUGUUCAAGACAACUUGUAACCACUUGGAAAAAAGGACAAAAAAACAAUUGCAUUCCCCCAUAUGAUUUUUUCCUCAUAAAAUUAUUACCUUGUACAUUUCUUUUCUGUAGUUUUUUUUCUCGCAAAAUUCUAAUUGUAAAAUGUGAAUUUUUUUCUUGUGUAAAACUUUUUGUAAAAUUUUGUACAAUUUCUUGUAAAAUGACUUUAAACUAUGCCUUUAUUCCUUAUAAAAUUCAUGAAAUUAAGAUUUGUAAAAUGAGAUUGGGAAAUGAUUGUUUUCUUGAAAACUUUUAUUUUUAGUACAUGUAGUACUUUUGCUUGGUUCUAAAACCUUUUCUCCUAAAAUGGACUCGUUUCUGAAGAUUUUUUUUCCUGAUAAAAUGACCCCCAAUAUAAUUAAACCUUGCACAAAUAUAUAAAAUAUGAUUAGCUUUUUAAAUCCCCCCCCAAAGCAGCAGCCAAAAGUGAUGCAUCAUCAGGACUUUUUAAUUUUUUAAUGGCUACCUGGUGAAUAUGAAUUUAGAGAUUAAGGGGAAAACGUAACUAAAUGGCCUGCAUUUUGUUUUGAGGACAACUUUGUCAGGUGCUUUUCGCACAAAUUUUUCCAAAAAGUGGCACGUAGCGGGACCGAGACUGAACAUUUCUGCCAAGAGCUGUCAUAACUGGAAGAUUUUUUAAUUUUGUAAACAUACACGUUCCUACUACUGCAUCUAUCAAAUGUAUAUUUAAUCACUUUUCAUGGUUACAUCUCAAGUGUUCUAAAAAUGCUUCCUAACUGUACAGUUUUUGUUUUUUUUUUUUUUUUGCUACAAGCUUAUGUGCUGAAGUCAUCCAACUAGACGAUUAUUAAUAUUGUACAUAAUGUUCAAAACAUUGCCUUGUGCUCUACAUCUUGAAUGUGUUUUUUUUUUAACUUAUAGUUGCAUUGUGUAUGUAUGUGUGAUACGUCUAUUUAAAUGAAGCCAAAUGCAGCCAGGAGCAACAUUUUUCAGAAAUGUCUACUUUGGCACUUCCAAAGUAUUUUGGACAUUGAAGAAUAGGGAUGGACAUUCCUAAUGACGCUUGUUUUCGGAUCACAACGACGCAAGUGUGAUGACGAGCGUUUCUCACUCGGUUUCUGGUUUUGUUCUCGUUCCUUCCUCUUAAUGAUCUCCAUUUUCAACAAACGAAUAAUACCGGCAUAUUCUUUUGGUUUUACCUUUUCCAACAGUGUAUUUCAGCUGUUUUUGCGCUCGCUGCAAAUUAACAAGUUUUUCUUUUUAAUUAGGAGACGUUACAUUUCCAAUAAAUAUGAUGAAAUAAACAUUUGACGUUGUGAUUGAA